This is a messenger RNA of Hydatigera taeniaeformis, 1416 nucleotides long. Lineage: Eukaryota; Metazoa; Platyhelminthes; Cestoda; Cyclophyllidea; Taeniidae. The record is from the annotation of a GenBank genome assembly.
AUGUACCCGAAUUAUGAUCAAGGAAUCAAUCAACGUCAUCAAGUAGUUUUAGUUGAGUGUGACAUUGAUGAGGCAGAUAGAUGGAUUCAGGAUCCAAGGAAUUGUUCACACUUCCUUGACGGUCAGGCACGACGUCCUAGCUGUAAAAGUGGUAGCUCCUCGAGCAUCAUGAAUCGACAUGCAUUGGAAAUGCUACGGAUUCUCAAAUGUAUUCCUCCUCAGCACUCCUUUGCCUGCGACCAGCACAUUGGAUUUUUUGAGGUUUCUAAACGAUCUUCCAUAGCUCAAACAAAAGCUACACAAACGAAAGAUUUGAGGAAGAAGGAGUCAUCUAGAAAUGUCCGCGUGCAACACAAAUCAGACGGUCAGAAAAAGUACGCCACUUCUAACGUGUCAUGUGGGGUGAUGUUAAAUCAGCCAGCACCACCGAUGCAAUGUUCUCGAGGACCUUCAACUUGGAAGACGUCUAAGAAGAUGCCCUCCAUGUGUCAAAAUUUUAUCACUGUUGUUACGCAAUCCACAAACAGCACCACAAGAAGAUCCUCACACAACGGAGGCACACUGAUUAACAACACUGUGACACACACAUUACCCAUCCGCUCUAUUUUGAAAGAGAGGUCCGAAACGGACUUGUCAUUGCCGAGCAGACAGAGAAAGGGAAAAAUGGGACACACUAUCGAUUAUACAUACUACUUGAACAGAUGCUAUUCUGAGGUUACUAACGUGUACAAGGAGCACUACAGCAAAAUUGAAUAUUGUACUCCUAUCGUUCAGUGGAAUUGCUGUUCCCUCAAUCGUGUAAAAUUCAUUGUGAAUUACGUGGAGGGUGAACUUUCCAUCCCAAUGUAUAAACUCACUUCAGUCACUUCAAGAAUCGGGGUUGCCCACUUCAGACCAGUAGUAGGUGAUGUGAAAUCCCCAAAAUUGUUCAGAUCAGUAAAAUAUGACCCUCCAAUAACCAAAAUCCCUCCGAGUUCAUCCGUCGUACACAGACCUCCAAACAUACAUAACUUCUCUCUUGUAUACAUUGAAAAUGUGGAUGGGUAUUUCGUUAAAAAAGAACGUCCUUCCUUCAAAGAUGGUAGUGAUAAGUCGGCCUCACUUGGACAGACACCGAUCACUCCUCGCAUCCCACGCCACAAUUCAAGGUACUACAUGUCACCAACUCCAGUCGGCGAAUCAUUACCUCACAGCCAGCCAAUUUGGACUAGCGCGGUACGCAACCUGGCACCUCCAAUGUCAAGAAAGUUUGAAGUGACCUCUUCCGAAGUUCAGACUACCCCAGAAUUACUCGACACUCUCACUGUUGGGUCGAGGAUCCGAGAGGACAAAUCGAAACGCCAUACAAGCAGCAUAUUUAGCCUAAUCCAACGGCGCUUGCAUAAACGCGGACCAAAACGUGGUCGACACAAGUAG